AUGACGUCGCAAAGAAGAUCGUUUGAUGGAAUCCCAUCCAGAUGUUGGUGUGGCAAAGGGAUUGUGACAUAUGUUUCGAAGACAGAUGAGAACCCUUACAGACGUUUUUAUAGAUGCAAGUUAGGGUUACAGAGGAAGAAAGAAGACCAUCUGUUUAAGUGGGUCGAUGAAGCUAUGUUUGAUGAACUUCGUAGGAUUGAUGCACAACAAGAAAUAACUGAAGAAGAGAUUGGGGAUUUGAAAAAGUGUUUGAAGAAGGCAGACGAAAGGGUUGAUGUAGGUUGUAUAGGCAUAAUUCAAUGGCUUUUCGAAAGGGUUUGCAACUAA
Messenger RNA from Brassica napus (rape), 327 nucleotides. RefSeq lists its product as uncharacterized. The record is from RefSeq and is a predicted model, not a curated record. Bases 1 to 327 code for a protein of 108 amino acids. Gene Ontology annotation, molecular function: zinc ion binding. The transcript has 2 exons. NCBI's taxonomy places the organism in Eukaryota, Viridiplantae, Streptophyta, Magnoliopsida, Brassicales, Brassicaceae.